Messenger RNA from Dentiscutata erythropus, 999 nucleotides. NCBI's taxonomy places the organism in Eukaryota, Fungi, Glomeromycota, Glomeromycetes, Diversisporales, Gigasporaceae. The record is from the annotation of a GenBank genome assembly.
AUGUCUUUACGAUCAAUUUCAUCGCCUGUAGCUACUACACUUACGCAGCCAUCACCAUCAAACGAUUUAUAUAACACAUCCUAUAACAAACCAUUUUCAAUAAUUGAUGAUCGUGAAUGUGAAAACGGUGGUUUUGUUAUUUGUGAUAAAGAUGAAUCUUCCUUACAAAAUAACUCUCCAUCGUCAUUGAAUUACUUUUUAAACUAUUCUUCAUCUCCGUCUUCCCUUUCUUUAGUAACUGCUUUAGCGAAUCUCUCAGCUACAACGUCGGUUAAAGAUAUUUCUUUGUGGUCCUCUAAAGAAUUUUCUAUUCUUGCUUCUGCUCUUGAAAAAUUUAUUCCUUUUAUUAGAUUUCUUCAAAUAUCUAGUAGCGAUUUUUAUAAGAAAGUUAAACCAUUCAAUUCGAUUCUUCCUUUCGAUUUGUAUGAUGAUAUCUUACAAUAUCACCUAGUACCUGAUUCCGUUCCACACGAUGAUUUAUCUCAACCAGAAAGAGCUGCAAUCGACAGUGUUAUAAUAGAAAGAAAACAUGCUGCUUUAAUUGCUAGUUGGAUAGACGGUCGUGGUCUUUGCAAUGAUGAUUCUAAUAAUGAGAAAUCCCACGACAAUUGCACGAGUUCGAGCCCUACAGGUUCUCGAAAUAUAAUGAGUAGAGUUCGAGAUCCCGCCCGUGCGAUAAAUUAUUACAAAAAUUAUGGUCCCUCAUUCGGUAGAGAUGACUUAAAAAUGGCCGGAAACUUUAAAUUAGAUUCAAGAUGUUGUUGUAAACAAGGCGAUUAUGAACUUCCUAUUCGUGAAAAUACCGGCUACUUUUCAGUUGAUGAAUAUGAAGUUUUUUCUAUACAUCGUCGUCGACCGUUGGGUAAAGAGGAAGACAAAUCAAUUGGAGGAUUUAAUAAUUCACUCAAUGAUGGCGAGAAUAAGAGUAUUAGCGAUAGCAUUGGGAUAGCGUAUCAAAGUGGACGGUCCGGAAAUAUGACUAGAUCCUUGACUUAUUAA